Messenger RNA from Vigna umbellata (rice bean), 1690 nucleotides. Its product is annotated as equilibrative nucleotide transporter 3-like. The record is from RefSeq and is a predicted model, not a curated record. NCBI's taxonomy places the organism in Eukaryota, Viridiplantae, Streptophyta, Magnoliopsida, Fabales, Fabaceae. Gene Ontology annotation, biological process: nucleoside transmembrane transport. Gene Ontology annotation, cellular component: plasma membrane. Gene Ontology annotation, molecular function: nucleoside transmembrane transporter activity.
CAAUAUCAAUUUGAAGACUGAAAAGUCACACUGCGAAGAACACUGUAUGAACACAGCAUUAAAAGUUGAAUUCAGAUAUGGAAGCACAACUUGUUGUCUUUGACAUAAAAGAGAACACAAGCACAAGUAUUUGACAAAUCCAUUUGAACCAAUGGGCGUGACCACCAUAUGCUGCUUCCUUUGAGCCACUUCUCUUUCUGUAUUUCUCAUCAUUUCAGGGCAACGUCCAGUACUCUAUAGGAAGCUCUUUCUCCCUUCAAUAUUUUCUUCAUCUUUUCACUACAGAGAAGCAUCCAUGGCAGGCAUGAGCAGUGAGAUUUCAACACGGAGGCUGGAGGGAAAAUCUGCUGCAAUAGUGGUUUGUUGGCUUCUCGGAAAUGGAUGCCUUUUUUCAUGGAAUAGUAUGCUGACAAUAGAAGAUUACUACAGUUACUUGUUUCCAAAAUAUCAUUCAUCUAGGGUUCUUACACUUGUAUAUCAGCCAUUUGCUGUUGGAACACUUGCGAUACUUGCGUAUAAUGAGGCAAAACUCAAUACACGAAUUCGGAAUAUGUUUGGAUAUAUACUUUUUUUCAUAAGCACGCUGUUGGUGUUAAUUGUGAAUUCGGCAACAUCUGGUAAAGGGGGGCUUGGAAUAUUCCUUGCUAUAUGUGCACUAAGUGGUGCUUUUGGAGUAGCAGAUGCUCAUGUUCAAGGUGGAAUGGUGGGAGACCUGUCCUACAUGCAACCAGAGUUCAUUCAGUCAUUCCUUGCUGGUUUGGCAGCAUCUGGUGUAUUAACCUCUGCUUUGAGGUUAAUUACAAAAGCUGCAUUCGAUCAUUCUAGUGACGGUCUCCGCAAAGGAGCAAUUCUUUUCUUUGCCAUAUCAACAUUCUUUGAGCUCCUAUGUGUUGUUCUCUAUGCAUUUAUAUUUCCUAAACUACCAAUUGUGAAGUACUACCGUUCAAAGGCAGCAUCAGAAGGAUCCAAAACUGUAUCAGCUGACCUUGCAGCAGGUGGCAUCCGGACAUUACCUGGAACAGACGAGGAAAAUGCAAAAGAUCCAGAGCGGAAGGGAAACAAGCAAUUGUUAUUGGAAAACAUUGAUUAUGCACUUGAUAUGUUCCUAAUUUAUGUGCUAACACUGUCUAUUUUCCCUGGAUUCCUCUCGGAAGAUACAGGAUCACAUAGUUUGGGUACAUGGUAUGCUCUCGUCUUAAUUGCUAUGUAUAAUGUGUUCGAUCUGAUAGGAAGAUACAUUCCACUGAUGAAAUGCUUGAAAUUGGAGUCCCGAAAGUUGAUCACAAUAGCUACUCUUAGCCGUUUCUUACUUAUUCCAGCAUUUUAUUUCACAGCAAAGUACGGUGACCAAGGUUGGAUGAUAACGUUAACAUCCUUCUUGGGGCUGUCCAAUGGUUAUCUCACUGUAUGUGUCCUAACAUCUGCACCAAAAGGUUACAAGGGUCCAGAACAAAAUGCCCUGGGAAACAUAUUGGUGUUGUUUCUUCUUGGAGGUAUCUUUGCAGGAGUGACACUUGACUGGCUAUGGUUGAUAGGUAAAGGAUGGUGAGAUGAGGAGAUCCAAUUCACUCCAGAUUACAGGAAUGGUUCUCAAGAGUUCGUUCCUAGUAAAGCAUUAUAAGUGUAUUCAUAUUCUGUUUUUUAAUACUUUAAAUUAAUGAAUUGGUUAAUUUGGUUGUUUGAUUCCUCA